Molecule: messenger RNA, 2191 nt
Organism: Alnus glutinosa
Lineage: Eukaryota; Viridiplantae; Streptophyta; Magnoliopsida; Fagales; Betulaceae
Product: calcium-dependent protein kinase 26
Exons: 9
Coding region: 226-1926 (566 amino acids)
Biological process (GO): peptidyl-serine phosphorylation; intracellular signal transduction; protein autophosphorylation
Cellular component (GO): nucleus; cytoplasm
Molecular function (GO): calmodulin binding; calcium ion binding; ATP binding
Source: RefSeq, a predicted model, not a curated record
ACAGAAAUGAAUAAAAUAUAAAAAAGAGAAGAAGAAGAAGAAUAGGUGUUGAAAAUGGAAGGGGAUGAGAUCAAUUAUAUUUCUCCAAAACCUUUCCAACUUUAAGCUCCGUUUCCCUUCAUUUCCCAGUUCUCUCUUUCAUUUUCACCAACUGUUAAUAAAAUUGAUGGGAGAUUAUUGGAUGAGGAAAAGGCAGUGAAGUGUGGGUGAAUUGUGGGUUGUUUCAUGGGCAAUACAUGCCGUGGAUCUUUCAAAGGGAAAUAUUUUCAGGGCUACAGCCAGCCCCAUCCCGAAGACCUUUCAAGUACCAUUUCCAAGCGCAACACCCCUUCUGACCACUCCAUCUCCGACCACUCCACUACCAGCUUGAAUUCCCAGCAGCCAACUUCCCAAGAGUUAUCCAAAGAAAACCCUAAAAGUAACAACUUACCUGCCAUUAGUCCCACCAAGAAAGAAGCCACGAUGAGGCGAGGAAUUGAUAACCAAGCCUAUUAUGUAUUGGGUCAUAAGACCGCGAACAUUCGUGAUCUUUACAUGUUGGGUCGUAAAUUAGGGCAGGGACAAUUUGGGACUACUUAUUUAUGCACCGAGAUUCCCACGGGGAUUGACUAUGCCUGUAAAUCAAUCUCAAAGAGGAAGUUGAUUUCCAAGGAGGAUGUGGAGGAUGUUAGGAGGGAGAUUCAGAUAAUGCACCAUUUGGCGGGUCACAAGAAUAUUGUGACCAUCAAGGGUGCUUAUGAGGAUCCCUUGUAUGUGCAUAUUGUGAUGGAGCUUUGUAGCGGCGGUGAGUUGUUUGACCGGAUCAUCCAGAGGGGGCAUUACAGUGAGAGAAGGGCUGCUGAAUUGACAAAGAUCAUUGUAGGGGUUGUUGAGGCUUGCCACUCGCUUGGAGUUAUGCAUAGAGAUCUAAAGCCUGAGAACUUCUUGUUGGUUAACAAGGAUGAUGAUUUCUCUCUGAAAGCUAUUGAUUUUGGGCUCUCUGUUUUCUUCAAACCAGGCCAAAUUUUCACUGAUGUGGUUGGAAGCCCAUAUUAUGUUGCUCCAGAGGUACUCCUCAAGCAUUAUGGACCAGAAGCAGAUGUAUGGACAGCAGGGGUCAUACUGUAUAUAUUGCUAAGUGGUGUGCCGCCAUUUUGGGCAGAAACACAGCAGGGAAUAUUUGAUGCGGUGUUGAAGGGACAUAUUGACUUUGAAUCAGACCCAUGGCCCAUCAUAUCUGACAGUGCAAAAGACCUAAUCCGGAAAAUGCUAUGUUCUCAACCUUCAGAACGCUUGACUGCUCAUGAAGUUUUAUGCCAUCCUUGGAUAUGUGAAAAUGGAGUUGCUCCUGAUAGAGCACUAGAUCCAGCUGUACUUUCUCGUCUCAAACAGUUCUCUGCAAUGAAUAAGUUGAAGAAGAUGGCUUUACGAGUAAUUGCUGAAAGCCUUUCUGAGGAGGAGAUUGCUGGUUUGAGAGAAAUGUUUACGGCAAUGGAUACUGAUAAUAGUGGUGCAAUUACAUUUGAUGAACUGAAAGCUGGUUUGCGAAGAUAUGGCUCUACCAUGAAAGAUACAGAAAUACGUGAUCUUAUGGAAGCGGCUGAUGUGGACAACAGUGGGACUAUCGACUAUGGGGAAUUUAUAGCUGCAACAGUUCAUCUUAACAAACUAGAACGUGAGGAGCAUCUUGUUGCAGCAUUUCGAUACUUCGACAAGGAUGGAAGCGGUUAUAUUACAGUUGAUGAGCUCCAGCAAGCUUGUACCGAACAUAAUAUGACUGAUGUCCUUCUUGAAGAUAUAAUCAGAGAAGUUGAUCAAGAUAAUGAUGGAAGGAUCGAUUAUGGUGAAUUUGUUGCUAUGAUGCAAAAAGGCAAUGCUGGAAUUGGAAGACGAACUAUGCGAAAUAGUCUGAAUUUGAGUAUGAGAGAUGGACCUGGUGCUCAUUAGCUCCCAACAAGCACAUUGUGUACAGGUUGUACAGCAAAGCCAGAAGAAAAUUAGUAAUGAAGCUUUGAGAAGCAAUUUUGGCUCCUAACCAGUUCUCAGAGAAGAUCUGGGUGUAGGAGAUUCUGUGCUUGAGCAUUUAUUGAUGAGUGAAGCCUUUAUGAUGCUGUAUGACUACUGAAGAAAAUAUUUUAUUAGCUUUGUAGACUUCAGAGUGUGAAGUGUUACAGCUUUUCAAGUUGCUUAAUUAUUGAUUGCUGUUUUCAUU